Messenger RNA from Sus scrofa (pig), 2130 nucleotides. The record is from RefSeq and is a predicted model, not a curated record. Lineage: Eukaryota; Metazoa; Chordata; Mammalia; Artiodactyla; Suidae.
GCUCAUACCCCUCCCUGGGCCCCGGGUGUCCCCGUGACGAGGCAGCGCGGAGACGCCGCGGGCCGGGCCCAUCCCGCUGCAGCGGCCCCUGGGCCGAGCAGGGCGAGGCACAGAGGGAGGCGGCGCCGAGCGGGGGUCGGGAGCGCGGCCAGAAUGGUGCUGGAAGGAAACCCUGAAGUGGGGUCCCCCCGAACCUCAGACCUCCAGCACCCAGAGAACCAGGGCUCUUGCAUCCUCUCUUCUCCCGGUGAAGAUGCACAGCCAGGGGAGGAGCCCAUCAAAUACGGUGAACUCAUCGUUCUGGGAUGCUGUGAGGAAGGAGGUGAGGAAACCGAGGCUCAGAGAGGGGAAGUGACUGGCCCAAGGGCACACAGCUGCCUCAGGGCCUUCGCUCAGGGUGAACCCUCCAUCCAGCAAGUCUUCUGCAAAAGAGGCUGGAGUCAGACAGACCCGAGUUCAAGUCUAGACAUUUUCCACUGAAGAGCCUGGGACCUCAGCUACAAUGGGUGUCUGGCAAGUGGGGACAAGGGCCGCCGUCGAAGUCGCCUGGCACUGAACCGCCGGCCACAUGCCAACGGAGUGAAGCCAGAUGUCAUGCACCACAUCUCCACACCGCUCGUCUCCAAGGCACUGAGCAACCGUGGCCAGCACAGCAUCUCGUACACACUGUCCCGGAGCCACUCGGUCAUAGUUGAGUACACACACGACAGUGACACAGACAUGUUCCAGAUUGGUCGCUCCACCGAGAACAUGAUUGACUUCGUGGUAACAGACACGUCGCCUGGAGGGGGCGCUGCUGAGGGCCCCUCUGCCCAGAGCACGAUCUCCCGCUACGCCUGCCGCAUCCUCUGUGACCGCAGGCCGCCCUAUACCGCCCGCAUCUAUGCCGCUGGCUUCGACGCCUCCAGCAACAUCUUCCUUGGAGAGCGGGCAGCCAAAUGGCGGACCCCCGACGGCCUGAUGGACGGCUUAACCACCAACGGGGUGCUGGUGAUGCACCCAGCCGGCGGCUUCUCUGAGGACUCAGCCCCAGGUGUCUGGCGGGAGAUCUCGGUCUGUGGGAAUGUGUACACUCUGAGGGACAGCCGCUCGGCACAGCAGCGGGGGAAACUGGUGGAAAAUGAGUCCAACGUGCUGCAGGACGGCUCCCUCAUCGACCUGUGUGGGGCCACGCUGCUGUGGCGCACGCCGGCGGGGCUGCUGCGGGCACCCACGCUGAAGCAGCUGGAGGCCCAGCGGCAGGAAGCAAACGCGGCUCGGCCCCAGUGUCCCGUGGGCCUCAGCACCCUGGCUUUCCCCAGCCCGGCCCGUGGCCGCACUGCACCCGACAAGCAGCAGCCCUGGGUCUACGUCCGCUGCGGCCACGUCCACGGCUACCAUGGCUGGGGCUGCCGGCGAGAACGGGGUCCCCAGGAGCGCGAGUGUCCUCUCUGCCGCCUCGUGGGGCCCUAUGUGCCCCUGUGGCUCGGCCAGGAGGCUGGCCUCUGCCUGGACCCUGGGCCGCCCAGUCACGCCUUUGCGCCCUGCGGCCACGUCUGCUCCGAGAAGACUGCCCGCUACUGGGCUCAGACGCCGCUGCCCCAUGGCACCCACGCCUUCCAUGCCGCCUGCCCCUUUUGCGGGGCCUGGCUCACUGGCGAGCAUGGCUGUGUCCGCCUCAUUUUCCAGGGGCCGCUGGACUAGGCUCCCUGGGGCCUCCUGCUGCUGCGCCCGCCUGCCCACCCAGGUCCCCCACCUCCUGCAGCCCAGAGGGAGCUCUGCAUGUGGGACUCUACCUGCUGGCACAUAGCCAGCCGGAUGGACGCGUUGGAUGGGCUGUGCCCUUCCUCUCUUAACUCUGACUCCGAAGGGGGUCCCCGCGACUCCUAUCCCCAGUCAGAAUAAUGGGGCCAUCGGCACCAGCUCUCACUCGGCCGAUGGAGGGGAGCCCACCCCUGUGCCCCAGCCCGUCCUGGGGCAUCCCACAUCAUGCCGCCUACACUGUGCCCCUGGGGGAGUGAAGGGGCCGGGAGCCCCUGACCCCCAGCUUAGGCUGGCUGUGCCCUGAGCCUGCCAACCCAGCUCCAGAUCAUCGCCCUGCUGCUGCUCUGGGUUCCUCUAUAAACCUUGCCGCUCAGCUGCCCUCCCAAA